AUGCACGUUCACACAGAGGACAUGGGAGGGCGGAUCUCUCGGCAACGCGGCGGGGGGCAGCAGCACGCCGCAGACGGUCGCCAGUCGACACACCUGUCCAGCAGCGUGUCGAGCCGUGCCAGCGAUCGCAAGGGCAGCCACUCCCGCCACCAUGGAAAUUCACUGCCCUCUCCCCACUUACCUGCCCCUGCGAGCGCGUCGCCCUCCGUUUUCCGCCUCCACGUGCCGCACGCGGCGCACCACGGCAGCAGCCCCGGCUCGUCCAGCGAGCGCGGCGGAAGCGGCGGGAGUCAACGCGGCAGCUGCGGUCACCACGUGUCGAGCCCAGCCGCCGGUCGCGCCCUGAGUCCGACCACCGUCCCUGGCUCCUCCGCCUCCCAGCAAAAGGGCAAGAAUCCCAGCACCAGCAGCACGACGGGCGCGACGACGACUGGCCCCGAAUCCCACCGGGCGAGAGAUGGCGCUGCAGGCGGCGGAGGCGCGACCGCCGUCUCCACUGGCGGCGCCGCGACGCCGCAGGCCGCCGGCGUCGCGAAGCGGUGCGUGCACAGUCCGGGGGCCAUGGGCGCGGGGGCGGGGUCUCCCGCCGCUGAGGAGUCUGCCCACCCGUCGCACGUGCUGCAGCGACCGAUCGAGGCGUGGAAGCUGGCGGAAGAGGCGGCAGCGGCCGCGGCGCCUCGAGACAAAUCCGGGGGAAUCGAUCGAUCGAAGUUCAUCCUCGAGAACGCCGGCGUCUUGACCGACUUCUACGAUCUCGACUCCUCGACCCUUGGCCAAGGCACGUACGGCUCGGUCUCCAAGGCACGCAAGAAGGACACCGGACAAAUGCGGGCCGUGAAGACCAUCAGCAAGAGCCAGGUCAAGAACCUCGAGCGCUUCAGGCAGGAAAUUGCAAUCAUGAAGGAACUGGAUCACCCGAAUGUGAUCAAACUCUUCGAAACCUUCGAGGAUCAUCGAAACAUAUAUUUGGUCAUGGAGCUGUGUACGGGAGGCGAGUUGUUUGACCGAAUUAUUUCCGAGGGGCGCCUCACGGAGAAGCAUGCUGCGGUCCUUAUGAAGCAGAUGUUUUCCGCCGUCCACUACUUGCACACCAACAAUAUCAUGCACAGGGAUCUGAAACCAGAGAACUUUCUGUUUCUGGAUCCGGCACGUGACUCGCCGUUGAAGAUCAUUGAUUUCGGUCUGUCGUGCCGCUUCAAGAAGGGAGAGUUCGUAUCCACGAAAGCUGGCACGCCAUAUUACGUGGCUCCGCAAGUGCUUCAGGGCAAGUACGACUACCGCUGUGACGCGUGGUCGCUGGGCGUCAUCCUCUACAUCCUGCUGUGCGGUUAUCCGCCUUUCUAUGGAGAGACGGACGCUGAAGUGCUGACGAAAGUCAAGGCAGGCGUCUUCUCCUUCAGCGGUCCCGAGUGGAAGCGCGUUAGCGAGGAAGCCAAAGACCUCAUCUGCCAGCUCAUUAAGAUCAACCCGCAGGAGCGCUUCACGACCGAGCAAGCUCUGCAACAUCCGUGGGUGACGACUCUCGCGAGAAACAGUCAGAACGUGGCUCUACCUACGACGCUUAUGUCAAACUUGAAGGCGUUCAGAGCCCAGAACAAGCUGAAGAAGGCUGCCUUGACUGUCAUCGCGCAGCACAUGUCGGAGAAGGAAAUCGAUCACCUGCGGCAAAUCUUCGUCACCCUCGAUGUCGAUAAUAGUGGCACCCUUUCUGUUCACGAGAUCCGCGAGGGACUGAAGCGGUUGGGCUGGACGGAGAUUCCCGCAGAUUUGCAGGCCAUCAUCGAAGAGGUGGAUUCAGACAACUCAGGCCACAUUGACUACACAGAGUUUAUUGCGGCUACCAUGGACAAGAAGCUCUACAUGAAAGAAGACGUCUGCUGGGCUGCUUUCCGCGUCUUCGACCUGGAUGGAAACGGCAAGAUUUCGCAAGACGAACUGAAGAAGGUCCUUGGCAUGCCUGACGUGGAGACUGCUGUCGGGCGAGCGACGAUCGAGGCGCUUCUCACUGAAGUCGACCUCAACGGCGACGGAGAGAUUGAUUUCGACGAGUUCAUGUACAUGAUGAGGAAGAAGGAGCCCUCAGACAAGCGUUUCGAUCUCGGCGCACGCAAAACGCUGCAUAGCGCGGCUUUGCAGCCGCAGGAGGGUCGUCGUUCCGUUAUCCAGCGCCCCUCUUUGAGCGUCGUCCCUCCACUGCGCUCGUCGGGCUCGCCCAAGCCGGCGGCUGCCGGACCCGCGGCGGAGAAAGGGACGGGCGCCACGACCGAGAAGGAGACGCCUGCCAAGUGUGUGCCUGCAGUCGGAGACAAGGGCGCAGACAAAGGCCAGGUGGUGUAG
Molecule: messenger RNA, 2337 nt
Organism: Besnoitia besnoiti
Lineage: Eukaryota; Apicomplexa; Conoidasida; Eucoccidiorida; Sarcocystidae
Product: calcium-dependent protein kinase CDPK2A
Exons: 11
Coding region: 1-2337 (778 amino acids)
Biological process (GO): intracellular signal transduction; peptidyl-serine phosphorylation; protein autophosphorylation
Cellular component (GO): cytoplasm; nucleus
Molecular function (GO): ATP binding; calmodulin binding; calcium-dependent protein serine/threonine kinase activity
Source: RefSeq, a predicted model, not a curated record